This is a messenger RNA of Bipolaris oryzae ATCC 44560, 969 nucleotides long. RefSeq lists its product as uncharacterized. The transcript is spliced from 2 exons. The coding region runs from base 1 to 969 and encodes 322 amino acids. Lineage: Eukaryota; Fungi; Ascomycota; Dothideomycetes; Pleosporales; Pleosporaceae. The record is from RefSeq and is a predicted model, not a curated record.
AUGCGUUCCUACGUCGCUGUUUCCAUCUUUGCGUUUUCCGCAUCCGUCCUCUCGGCCCCUACUCCUCAGCUUGGCCUCAACAACCUAGUCGGCUCAGUCACUGGCACCGCCACUGGCACUGUUGGAUCCCUCACUGGUACCGUCGGCAAGACCGUUGACCCCGUCACCGGUGUUGUCUCCAAGGAUGGUAGCCUCGAAGGCGUCACUGGUCUCUUGAAAGAGAAGCGCCAACUUGAGGUCCUUGGCGGCCUCACCAGGCCUGCUACCGACCUCACCAAGCCCGUUACCGACAUCGUUGGCGAUGUCACCAAGAUCAGGGUUGUCGGAAACGCCAGGCGUCAGCUCGACCUUCCCGUUGUUCCCAAGCUCACCGAGACCGUUGACCGCGUCACUGACAGCGUCAACUUGAGCGGUACCGUCAAGGGCCUCACCGAGACCGUUGACCGCGUCACUGACAGCGUCAACUUGAGCGGUACCGUCAAGGGCGUCAACGCCGACCUCCACAACAAGCGUGAGCUUCUCAACCUCGAUACCACCACCUCGACUGUCGACGGCCUCACCGGCCUCAACUCCAACGAGCUCACCGCCGAUGUCACCCACGGCCAGAUCCUCGACACCGACAAGGUCCUUGACCUCAACACUGACGACCUCCUCGACAUCGACCUCAACCUCAAGCGCGGCAUCCCCGUCGUCCAGGACCUGCCUGUUGGCGGCGGUGUCUCCGGCAUCCUCGAUAACACCCCCGUUGUCGGCGGCCUGACCAACACCGUCAACAGCGUCACAGGUGACCUCGACCCCGUCACCGGCCUCGUCUACAAGACUGCCAAGCCAGUCACUGACGCCACUAACAUCCUUGACGUUCGUGCUCCUCUCCUUGACAACGUCGAGGUUGAGCACCUUGUCGGUGUUGUCAAUGUCCCCGCCGUCGGUGAUAUUGUCAAGAACGUUCCCGCUGUCAAGGAUGUUUAA